CACUACUCUGCUUCUUCUGGUAGUGAGGUUUUUCAUUUUCUUUUUUCAAGAGAAAGGGGAAGAAAAAUGCCUGCUUGGUGGGGGAAAAAAUCCACAAAAUCCAAAGACCCACAAAACAAUUCACAGAAUUCUUCAGGCAGCAACAACAACAAAGCAACUUCAAUCAAGAAUGACAAGAGAAGGGUUGGGAGAACAAAGGAUCAAGGCAGUGAUAAUAGUCCUAGCAGCAAGGAUAAUAGGCCCAGGAGUUUUGAUGAGGUUUCUGGGAUAGAUUUUGCAAGAACUUCUCCAAGAAAAAGCCCUGAUUUUGGUGGUGGCUCAUCUGGGUUUUCUGGGUUUGAUUCAUCUUCAUCUUUGGAUAGAGUUUAUCCGCUUCCACGACCAUCAGUUUCUUCAAAUGAUCAGAGUCAUGGUGGUGGUGUUGGUGGGGUGGUUGGAUUGGGUUUGGGAUUGGGAUCUGCCUCUCUUUCUGGUUCUAGUGUUAGCUCGUCUGCCUCCUCUGAUGAUCACUCCAAUCUUGAUCAUGGUCAAAUGGGUUUUUUCAGAGGACAAGGGGAUGGAAAGUUAAGUCAGCUACCAAGUCCGGGCCCUGCAUCAAGGGGAGGCACUACCACCACAUCACCUCUUCAUCCACGACUUUCCGGUUUAAGUUUGGAUUCGCCCACAGGCAGACUGGAAGAUGGGAGAGGUGAAUGUCACCGGCUGCCACUUCCACCUGGUUCUCCAACUAGUCCUUCUGCAUUGCCAAUGCCAAGAACUUCUGGAGUGACUGAAUGCUCAAGUAAUAACUUGUCAAAAUGGAAGAAAGGAAGACUUCUUGGAAGAGGCACUUUUGGGCAUGUUUAUGUUGGAUUUAAUAGUGAGAAUGGGCAAAUGUGUGCAAUAAAAGAAGUGCGAGUUGUUGCUGACGAUCAGUCAUCAAAAGAAUGUCUCAAGCAAUUAAACCAGGAGAUCAUGUUGCUGAGUCAACUUUCACAUCCAAACAUUGUCCAAUAUAUUGGAAGUGAGUUGGGUGAAGAAACAUUGUCAGUUUACUUGGAGUAUGUCUCUGGGGGUUCCAUCCACAAAUUACUGCAGGAAUAUGGACCAUUCAGGGAGCCUGUUAUUCAGAACUAUGUUAGGCAAAUCCUUUCUGGACUUGCCUAUCUGCAUGGAAGAAAUACAGUGCACAGAGAUAUUAAAGGAGCGAACAUAUUAGUAGAUCCUAAUGGUGAUGUUAAGCUUGCAGAUUUUGGCAUGGCCAAACAUAUAACGUCUGCUUCUUCGAUGUUGUCCUUCAAAGGAAGUCCUUACUGGAUGGCACCUGAGGUUGUUAUGAACAUAAAUGGUUACAGCCUUGCAGUUGACAUUUGGAGCUUAGGAUGUACAGUUCUUGAAAUGGCCACAUUAAAACCACCUUGGAGCCAAUAUGAAGGGGUAGCUGCAAUAUUUAAAAUUGGAAACAGCAAAGAUAUGCCAGAAAUUCCAGAUCAUCUGUCUAAUGAUGCAAAAAGUUUCAUAAGGUCAUGCUUGCAGCGGGAACCCAGUCAACGUCCCACAGCUGUACAACUAUUAGAGCACCCUUUUGUUAGAGAUCAAGCUAUACCUAGAGUUUCAAAUGUGAACAUAACUAAGCAAGCCUUUCCUCAGGCCUUUGAUGGAAGCCGCACUCCGACUGCCCUUGAAUUGCGUGGAAGCCGAAGCAAUAUUAGUCCUGAAGAUUAUACAUCAAGACAAGUUCUCACUGUCUCAAGAGUAAAUAUCAGCCCAAGGGAAAAUGCAAGAACAAUAACAUCCUUACCAGUAUCUCCAUGUUCAAGUCCAUUACGUCAAAAUGGUGGAUCAUAUAGGAGUUUUCUUUCUCCUACACACCCAUCUUAUGCUUUUGCUGGUCAAAGCACAUAUACAUCAAACGAUUACUCGAUGUUCCCCAUGAGGCCUAACUCAAGAAACAUUCUUGAGCCAUGGAAUGAAGCCCCUCAAUUUAGAGCUCAGACACCUGGUAGAACGAUAAGAACGCGACCGAUUUUGUAGAAUUGCGCGCAACCAGAGACUUUUGCCUUCCUAAGCAUGCCCGAUGCAGUCAAGAAUGUGCGUCUUGGAAAGGGAAGAGGUUGGGGAGUCUCUCAUAUGAAUUGGUUAGUGGAAUGAGAGAAUUGUAGUUUUGGGAGUUGUUUGUAUCUCUAUCACUGAUAGCAAAGUUAAAGAACAUAUAUUGGGGUGCCAGGACCUUUCGUCUGCAGGGUGGGGAUAGUGAUGAUUCAACAAUCUUUUGUUCUUGAAUACAAUGUAAAUAAAAGGCCGCUAUAGUGUUUAAUCUCUGUUGUAUAUUCCUCUCUCGAGCCAUAUUAAAUUGCUGGCUGAAAUUUCUUGUACGGAUCCCUUUGACAUAGUUUUCAUCAUAGGGUCAGAAUGAGAGAUGGAUACUUUCUUUGCCUUUUU
Coffea eugenioides is the source of this 2421-nucleotide messenger RNA. RefSeq names its product mitogen-activated protein kinase kinase kinase 3. Bases 67 to 2013 code for a protein of 648 amino acids. The transcript has 11 exons. Gene Ontology annotation, molecular function: protein kinase activity; ATP binding. The record is from RefSeq and is a predicted model, not a curated record. NCBI's taxonomy places the organism in Eukaryota, Viridiplantae, Streptophyta, Magnoliopsida, Gentianales, Rubiaceae. Gene Ontology annotation, biological process: protein phosphorylation.